AUGAAUACUAAAAAACAUAAAAGUAAAAAUCGUGCGAAAUUGAACCUAGCUACCGCGCCAAUGCAAGAAAACACUAAAAUGGCCCCAGAGAUUGAGCAUACUGACUUAGUUAAAGACAUUGAAUCUAAUCUAAAGAACGAGGAAAAUGUUGAAAAGAUAGGUGAAAUUAAUGAAACUUUAACUGUCUUAAAACACGAAGAAACCAUCCAGAAAUUAGAUGAUGUUAAAGAAACUGUUGCUGACGUUACUCCUGUUAAUUUGGAAUUGCCAAUUAAACCAAAAAGAAAUAAAGGUAAGAAGAAAAAACAAAUUGCGCGCGAAGUUGACCAAAACAAUAAAUCUGAAGAUAAUAACAAAACAGAUAUUAUUGGAAAUGAAGAAAUUAUUUCCGAAACAAAUCCAAUUAAUGUCACAACGCUAGACUCAUGUUCUGUUCAACCAAGCGCUCGUAAAAAGAAACAUAAAGUUAAAAAUCCUAUUGGAUCGACUGUUGAAGUUUUAACAGAUAUAGAGUGUGCUGUUGAGCUUUCUUCAUCCGAGAAAAGCUUGAAUAUGGAAAACAAAGAAGAUGAAAUCAAAGAUAAAUUUCAAAUCAAAAACAAAAAGAAUAAGAAAAAGAAACGCAGGCACGACUCUGAAAAAUCAGAAAAAGCAGAGGAUAAAAUAUCCUGCACAGCUGCUUUUGAUGAGUUGGUUAAUACAAAGAACAAUAAUAUUAAUUUGGAAAAUAGAAUUGAAGAUUCUACGCCGAUUCAAGAAAUAGCUAAGAAUGUUGUCGAUACAUUUGCUGGAAAUGCGGAAAUAAAGUCAACGAUAGAAGAUUUGUCCGAAAAAAAUGUUGACAAAGAAGUAGACAUUGACACCCAAAAAAAGAAAAAGAAAGAGAAAAAGCAUCCAAAGCCUAAAAAUGUCAACAAAAUACUUUCUGAUAUGAAAAAUGAGGACGAAACUUUUGAUGUUGCACAGACAAAUAAAGAAAAAUCAACAACACACUCGUCUUUGCAAUCUAGUAUCUUAAAAGAACCAAAAUCGAAAGUAAUAAUUGCUACGCCUGUGCAAAUAUGUAUGCAUAAUCAAGACAAUACAGUAACAACUGAAAGCGAUUCAGUGAUAAUGAAUAUUGAAAAUACUUUAUUUGAGAAAAACAUAAGCAAAUCGACUCCAAGUUCAACAAAUAGAACUAAGGACUCAUCAGUUCAGUUGACAGAAUCCUCUCAAUUAAGCCUAAAUCCGGAAAAAAAUGAAUAUUCUGUUAAAAACGUUGGAGAUAUUGAUGCGGGAAACACCCCAAAUGUUUUUGAAAUAGAAAAAGCUGAUGAAACUGCUAAUUUCUUAGAUAAUAUCAAACAAGUAUCAGACAAAGAACAGGAAUCUGAUUAUAAAUUUGAAACGGAGCCGGAGAAAACGAAUACAAUGGAAUUUGGUGAAGAUAAUGUUGGUAAGGAAUUAAACUAUCAGUCAAAAGAGAUUUCGAAUGCUACAAAAGAUAAAAAGGAAGAUAUUGUGGCCAAGACUAUAAGUGAGACUGAGCUGAUACAUGAAAGCAUUAUAAACAAGCAGGAUACUUUUAUACAAAAAGAUAUAAGUCACGAAUCAAUUUCGGAUGAAUUUUAUGAUAAUACUCCUGAUUUUAUUCACAUACCUCGUUCAAGCAGUCAGCAGUUAUUAGAUGAUAAUAAUAAUAACAACAUGGAUAUACGAGAAAUAACUUCAUCAGAUGAAAUAAAAUUGGGCAUUCCCGUUUUAACUUCUAAUAUAAUACGGGAUUCUGGAGAGACGCCAGUAUCGACUCCGAUAAUAGUUGAUACUGGUAUAAUUGUAACUGAGGUGGAAAGUAUACCAAAUAAAGAAGAAAAAACAGAUUUAAAAUCUAAAAUGAUGGAAGUCAAUCAAGAUUUAGAGGAGUUAAAAAUGUCCCUGGAUAAAUCGCUUGCAGAAUUGAACGCUAUAGAAAAAGAUAAUCAAAAUUGUGAAAAUAAAUUGAAAUCAUAUGAAGUACCGGAAACAAAAACACAUGAAAUAAAUAAACCAACAUCGGAUAUACCUGUAGAGGCAACCAAUAUAUUCAAACCUUUAGCAGAUCGAUUAAAUGAAAUUGAAAAUAAGUUUAUUCACGUAGAAGAAGAACCUGUCAGAUCUCUUCUGAGAAACGAAUUAGUCGCUGAAAAUUUGCCUGAAGUAGCUACUGAGCAUGUUACACCACCUGUUUGUCCAUCACGAAAAGAUCGUAAAGGUAAAGUGAAAACUAAAAAGAGAGGAAGAAGAGAACCGGAAACUAUAUCACAGACAGCAAAUGUUACUACCGAAACACAAUCCCAAGAAACAAAAAGUGAUAAUAAAAGUGACGAAAAACCGAAAUCUUCUGACGAAACAGGCAAACAAAAAGAUUCUGGUGAAAAUGACAGUUCUAUUCAACCAAUAUCAUCAGAGUUGCAUUUUGAACCAAUUGAAAACUUCGAAGAUGCAUUGUCAACCAGUGUUGAUGAUGUCGACGUCAACAAAAAAUUUGAAGUAAUUGCUAAUGAAUUAAAUAAUGAUCCUCAAGACGGUCAACUACAAAAAGAAUCGUUUUUAAAUAAUCCAGAAAUCAAUAUAACACCUCCAUCAGAGGAUGUGGAGAAAGAUGCAACACAAAAAAAUCCUGUUUCAGAGCCAAAAAACUUACUUGGCCAUCCAGAAAUUUCUGUGUCAUCGAGUAAAACCGAUUAUAAAAAGGAAAAGAAUAAAACACCCAAUUCUAAACAAGCCAAAGUGAAAAUAAAAGAUGGUGAUGUUGAUAUAGAACUAGAUAAUGUUUCAGUUAAAAAGUCUAAGCAAUCGCAAACAGAUUCCAAAUUUAAAAUAUCAAAACAUAAAAACGAAAUGGAAUCAUUUUCAUACGUGACUAAUGAAAAAGAGGAAUACGUAUAUAAAUACAGCUUCCGAAAAGUUUUUCUUGCUAGCAUUUGCCACGUUUGUAGGAAAGAUUUAAAGCAGCUACGAUUACCUUGCAAGUUUUGCAACUUGGUAUUUUAUUGUAACCAGAAGCACAAGGAUGAGGACUGGCCCCGACACCAAUCAUUAUGUUUUGCAGUUUCUACAAUAGUCCAUUUAAAAGAUCAAAAACACAUCUACGCAGAUGCAAAGAAUAUGUCCGGACAGAAUUAUCGUUUAAUAAGAAUGCAGAUGAUUUUGUCUUGCGAGAAGGUACUCAAACGCAAACUUUUACCCUGGGAACAGGAAGCUUUGCUAUACCCGAGGAUCUGUGCGGAUGUUCAGUGCAGAGAAUGGAGGCAAUCAAAACUAAAGGACUGCGAGGGAUGUGGUCAGGUAUCAUACUGCAUUGAACAUCCAGAACAUUUAUCACCGAACCAUCAGCGCUGGUGCAAGUCCUACGCUCUCUAUCAGAAGAUGGUGCUGUAUCAACAGUCGAAGGGGAGGCUGAUGCCGAAGUUGCCCGGCAAAGUGAUGAUGGACGACUACGUUAUCCCGGAGAAGAUAAAUGAAGUUCUAGCUUCGAUGUAUGAUGAGAAAAUUGAUAUGUCAGACAUCCAGUACGCAGCGCUGACUCAACUUGCGACAGCACCGCUCACUGCUGCCUACUGCCACCAGAUUUAUCGCCAGGCGGUCAACUACUCCAAUGGAGUUAAUAAGAGAUCAACUUUCACCAUUCACGCUGUCGGAGCAGAUCUCCAGUUCGAAGCGGACUCUCUCAACAAGUGGGAAGUGUUCUUUCUUCAUCUGAAGCCUGACGUGAAGGACCUCCGAGUGGCGCUGAUUGGAACUGAACUAAAUCCGUCCAACCUGCCCCUGGAUUUAUUGGGCAAGAUGAAACUCUGUGAUCACUGCCAUACGAGUAAAAGGCGGGUCCAGUUCAGUUUCCAGGAUAAGUCCUAUCAUGAAUACUGGUCCAGUGAUGACUUUACAGUGCCGGAUAUUGUAUGCGCUUUCAACCCCAACAUUCAAAGAUCAUCGUCGUACAAUGAAACUAACGCGUGGCCAUCGACCAUCAACUGUAUUAUGAAGCAAAAAAUCCCAUUUCUUAUUACAUCUCACUCGCUAGAGGAAUUGAAAAGAGAUUUAGAAUACAUCGACAAACAUACAGAAUUAAAUUACAAAGUUAUAUCAGAGGCCAAGAAUAAUCCCUACGCGAGUGUGAGACCAGAUAGAAAUUUUGUCACGGACGAGGAAACUCCUUUGCUGUUCAAGAAUAAUUGCUUUGUUGUUUUGUGUGGUUUUUAA
Molecule: messenger RNA, 4221 nt
Organism: Parnassius apollo (apollo)
Lineage: Eukaryota; Metazoa; Arthropoda; Insecta; Lepidoptera; Papilionidae
Source: the annotation of a GenBank genome assembly